AUGGCAAAAGUUACUGUACACAACCAUCACCAAGAUAAACUCAGACGUGUAUUGGUGAAUUAUAGACUCGCUGUGUACUCUGUAUGGCUUGUGUACUCAGAGUUGGUGCCUCCUGUCAGACAAAACACAUCAGAACACAUCAGAACACAUCAGAACACGUCAGAACACAUCAGGACACAUCAAAACACAUCAGAACACAUCAGAACACAUCAGAACACAUCAGAACACGUCAGAACACAUCAGAACACAUCAGAACACGUCAGAACACAUCAGAACACGUCAGAACACAUCAGAACACAUCAGAACACAGCAGAACACGUCAGGACACAUCAGAACACGUCAGAACACAUCAGAACACAUCAGAACACAUCAGAACACAUCAGAACACGUCAGAACACAUCAGAACACAGCAGAACACGUCAGGACACAUCAGAACACGUCAGAACACAUCAGAACACGUCAGAACACAUCAGAACACAGCAGAACACGUCAGGACACAUCAGAACACGUCAGAACACAUCAGAACACAUCAGAACACAGCAGAACACGUCAGAACAUAUCAGAACACAUCAGAACACAUCAGAACACGUCAGAACACAUCAUAACACAUCAGAACACAUCAGAACACAGCAGAACACGUCAGAACACAUCAGAACACAUCAGAACACAUCAGAACACAUCAGAACACAUCAGAACACAUCAGAACACGUCAGAACACAUCAGAACACAGCAGAACACGUCAGGACACAUCAGAACACGUCAGAACACAUCAGAACACAUCAGAACACAGCAGAACACGUCAGAACAUAUCAGAACACAUCAGAACACAUCAGAACACGUCAGAACACAUCAGAACACAUCAGAACACAUCAGAACACAUCAGAACACGUCAGAACACAUCAGAACACAUCAGAACACAUCAGAACACAUCAGAACACAUCAGAACACAUCAGAACACAGCAGAACACGUCAGAACACAUCAGAACACAUCAGAACACAUCAGAACACGUCAGAACACAUCAGAACACAUCAGAACACGUCAGAACACAUCAGAACACGUCAGAACACAUCAGAACACGUCAGAACACAUCAGAACACAUCAGAACACGUCAGAACACGUCAGAACACAUCAGAACACAUCAGAACACGUCAGAACACGUCAGAACACAUCAGAACACAUCAGAACACGUCAGAACACGUCAGAACACAUCAGAACACGUCAGAACACAUCAGAACACAUCAGAACACGUCAGAACACGUCAGAACACAUCAGAACACAUCAGAACACGUCAGAACACAUCAGAACACGUCAGAACACAUCAGAACACAUCAGAACACAUCAGAACACAUCAGAACACGUCAGAACACAUCAGAACACGUCAGAACACAUCAUAA
This is a messenger RNA of Portunus trituberculatus (swimming crab), 1395 nucleotides long. Its product is annotated as zinc finger protein 143-like. The record is from RefSeq and is a predicted model, not a curated record. NCBI's taxonomy places the organism in Eukaryota, Metazoa, Arthropoda, Malacostraca, Decapoda, Portunidae. The transcript has 2 exons. Bases 1 to 1395 code for a protein of 464 amino acids.